AUGUCUACGCGACCGACAACAGCACCGUCACGUUCGGCGUGGUUCGAGCGUAUAGAAGCGGCGCCGAAGACAGAUGUGGAUAUUGUUGCAAUCCCGCCUAUUGGCGCCCAUCACGAGAAGAUAUGGAUGCAGCGUAAAGAAGAGCCAUCAUGGCUUCGGGUUGAAGUCUUGAAGUUUAUGCCCCAGGCACGUGUGCUGCUGUACAACCAUGGCCCGGUGCACGACCAUGAUAAUCUUGAAACCCUAGGUGCGCGGCUCUUGAAAACACUUCUCAAUGAGCGCAAGAACGAGAGUAGUCGGCGGCCUCUCUUCUUCGUCUGUCAUAGUACAGGCGGCCUCGUGGCGAAGUCUUGUUUGGUUCAGGCGUCGCGGGCCGACCCGAACGAGGCCGUCUACACCAGCUGCUAUGGCAUCGCGUUUCUUGCAACGCCCCAUCAGGGUUCCAGUUACUUGUCGGCGGAAGAGUAUGGACCGAGUAUCACUCAGCUAUUUCAUCUUGAACAGGAGAUUCCUUGUUCUUUGAGAGACCAGCUUCGUCCGCGGCAGGAUAAGCUGCGGUAUUUAACAAAUCAGUUCAAAGCUAUCUCGUCCGAUAUGAGGGUCUGGUCUUUUCUGGAGACCGUUGACUCGGUCUUGACGGUGACAGACCCCGAGUUUGGGUCCCUAAUCGAGUUCCAUGCUCCUAUAACUUCGAUCAAAUCCGGGCUUCUGGAUAUCGAGCACGAGAACGAAGUCCCGAUGGCCACAGAUCAUGUGGGAACAGCAAGUUUCCAGGGGCAAGAAUCCUUUCGGAAUAAUUUCUUGCAAGAUCUCACGGCUUCUGCGCUGAAAGCUGUCGAGUUGUCGGAGCGUACGGACACGUAUCUGAAUGUUGACCAGGAGGUGAUAAUCCAAAUCAAUGGUUUUUUCGAGGAUACGGCCCUAGGUGUCAGCGACGAGAGCCCUUUGAAAUUAUGGUCCACCCGAGUAACCCUGGAUAAGUAUCUUGGUAGCGGACCUAAAGCAUGUCUCAAAGAACGUCUGAAGCGCCAUCAACAUCACGAUUUCGAUUACGAGAAGGAUCCCAGGCUAUCCAGGCCUUCCUUGCGGGAGAACCCCAACUUCACAGUGAAUGGUCCACACUCGCCACAAAUCCAUGUCACUGAAGCUGCUAGGGACGACUAUUUUGCUCGACCAUCAAGCGAGAGCCCUCCACCACCUGUGGAAAGGAGACGCAAGAAGUCCAUUGCGAAGGUCUUGGGACUGGCAUCGCGUUCGCAUAAACGUAACGCUUCCGAUACCGGCUCAGAGGGUAGUUCACGUCCUCCAUCGGAUAGUCUAUCUCCUCCGAGACUCUCUGGCUUCUUGUCAAUUCCAGCCUCUACGAGAGAUCGAAUUAACCAAUUUGCCGAGGCGCCCGAUGUUCCUCGACCAGCGCCUCGGUUUGAUCAUCCAGAGCCUGGGACAGAGAAAUUACUGUGGAUCCAUGUUCCCUACACCCAUACUGCAUGGGUUUCACAGGUUCUUCGGCGAGCAUGCUAUGAUCGCCACGAUACAGACUUCAUGGCCAAGUUUAUCAACCAGGAACAUUGGUACGGGAAUCUCAUUCGAGCUCGACAUUUGGAACCGCAUGCUCGCUAUGUUCGCCCGCAGUGUAUUCACUCCCGUCAGCUGGAUAUUUCGCAAGGGACACAUGAGGUAAUGCCAGAGGAUCCUCGCAUGGCUCUUUAUGUUCCAUAUUUACAUUGGGAUACAUACCGCAAUGUCAUUCAGCGACGCAAAGUCGUCGAAGAUCGACUUCGGCAAGGCCGAUCUAGACCGGUGCCCAACCGGAUCGCCAAGUCCAGCCUUGAAGCUCAACUCAUCUGGGAGUAUCUAGGUAGCGAGCCUCCUAUUCAUUUCAGACGUACGCUGGACCAAUUUGGUUAUCCCAACUUGCGAUCAACUGUUGCGCGUGACGAUGACCAGAUGCUCUGGAAGCGGACCCGCAGACCAGCUCGGCUAGACGACCAAUUGCGAGAGUACCUGGAAGCCGCCAACGAUGAUCCAGACGGAGAAGAAGAGCCCACUGAGUUCAUGGAUGGCAAUGUUCUCAUGGUGGACCAGCUCUGGCUAUGGAUUGUGGACCAGAAGACCGUUGUGACCUUCUUCCCCAACCAAGAGGCCACUACGUCCGAAGGUAAACUGUUUGAGCAGUCAAAUCUGUUUAGUAGUGUCUAUAAUGAGCUGAAUGGUGACUUGGCUCGCCGCUUUGAAACAGCGGGUGAUCUUGCGGCGCUCAUCAUGUUGCAUGCGGUUUCGGUUCUUCUCGACAAGACUCUUCACCAUGAUCUGCAGGUUCUCCGGAUCUUCGAAGAAUCUAUCAGUAUCCUAACUGAAUAUGUGACCAAGUCAUUCAAGCGUUUCCGCAAUCGCGGAUUCGCCAAUAGUCCAACCGAUGUCGACAGGACCCUCGACGGGAAAUUAAUGACCGCAGCUCAGCGCGAGCAGCGUGAACGGCACGUCGCAAGAAUGAACCGUGAUGACCUGUCUGUCAUGCUGGAAUUGCGAGACAUUGAGGAUGAAAUAUCAACCAUUAUGAAGCUUCUUGAGCAACAGGACGCUGUCCUCAAAAGUAUGAUGAAGCACUUCGUUGAACAGGGCUUCGGGAAGGUAUUCCUGGAUUCGGCCCAGCUCAGGAUUGAUGAAUAUCGUAAUCAGCUCAGUGAUAUGAAAGAGAACAGCCACGUCGCCCAGAAGGCCGUGGAAACUCUUCUUGAUCUGAAGCAAAAACAAGCAAAUGUUGACGAGGCCAAGAUGGCCAGAUGGGAAGCAGAGGAGACACAAAACCAAGGUCGAUCUUUGAUGGUGUUCACCAUUUUCACUGUUAUAUUCUUGCCACUGUCAUUUUUCACAUCCCUCUUUGGAAUUAACGCUCGAGAGUGGAGCGGGGAGCCCACAAACCCAACUUUGGGCACUAUGUUUGAGAUUGCCGCUCCGUCCUCAUUUGCAAUCAUUGCGGUUGCUCUCCUACUUGCCUUCAGCGAGACAUUGCGUGAAGGAGUGCUCAAAUCACAAAAGAUUGGGUCUGGUCUCCUGAAAGAAUUUUGCCUUGAUCCAAUUGGACGCAGUUUGAAGCUGAAAUCCGUCAAGGAUCGGAUUCCGUCGUCGGUGGUCCCUGAGGACUCGAAAAUGCGUGAGCGGUUCGACAGGUAUUUGGGAUACCAGAGUCAUCGUGAGAGAUUUGAGGAGGAUUUCUGGAAGCGGCGAGAUUGGAAACAAAGCCCUGCCAUGGAUAUCGGACAUCAUAAACAACUUGGUCCCAAGCUAGACAGUGAGGAAUUGCUGGUGAAAUUGCAGAAGAGCGAAUACGUUGUUUAA
This is a messenger RNA of Penicillium chermesinum, 3339 nucleotides long. RefSeq lists its product as uncharacterized. Bases 1 to 3339 code for a protein of 1112 amino acids. The record is from RefSeq and is a predicted model, not a curated record. Gene Ontology annotation, cellular component: membrane. Lineage: Eukaryota; Fungi; Ascomycota; Eurotiomycetes; Eurotiales; Aspergillaceae. The transcript has 11 exons. Gene Ontology annotation, biological process: transmembrane transport; metal ion transport. Gene Ontology annotation, molecular function: metal ion transmembrane transporter activity.